Molecule: messenger RNA, 1052 nt
Organism: Morus notabilis
Lineage: Eukaryota; Viridiplantae; Streptophyta; Magnoliopsida; Rosales; Moraceae
Exons: 2
Molecular function (GO): protein dimerization activity
Source: RefSeq, a predicted model, not a curated record
AAUCUAAUCCUAGAGGAAUUCUCAAAGGUAGAUUGGGUGAAUAGAUGCAUUUUACAGGGUCAAACCAUAUCAAAGUUCAUAUAUAACAGUGCCUCUAUGCUUGAUCUAAUGAAAAAGUACACUGGAGGACAAGAACUCAUUAGGACCGGUAUUACGAAGUCUGUAUCCAGCUUCCUUUCACUACAGUCUAUCUUGAAGCAAAAGUCGAGGUUGAAGCAUAUGUUUAAUAGCCCUGAAUACUGUACAAACUCCUUGUAUGUAAAUAAACCACAGAGCAUAUCAUGUAUUUCCAUCGUUGAGGAUAGUGAUUUCUGGAGGGCGGUGGAAGAAUCCGUGGCCAUAUCCGAGCCUUUUCUGAAAGUGUUGAGGGAAGUCGCCGGAGGGAAGCCUGCGGUGGGUUCUAUAUACGAGUUAAUGACAAGGGCAAAAGAAUCUAUAAGGACGUACUAUAUAAUGGAUGAAAACAAGUGCAAGACAUUUUUAGACAUAGUAGACAGGAAGUGGCGAGACCAACUCCAUUCACCUCUACAUUCAGCAGCAGCAUUUUUGAACCCUAGCAUUCAGUACAAUCCAGAAAUAAAGUUUCUUAGCUCUAUAAAAGAAGACUUUUUCAAAGUUCUGGAGAAGCUACUCCCUCUUCCCGAAAUGAGACGCGAUAUCACCAGCCAGAUAUUUACUUUCACAAAGGCGAUGAGUAUGUUCGGCUGCAGCCUAGCUAUGGAGGCGAGAGAUGUGGUUUCACCUGGGCUUUGGUGGGAACAAUAUGGUGACUCUGCGCCGGUGUUGCAACGAGUUGCAAUCAGAAUACUUAGUCAAGUUUGCAGCAGUUUCACUUUCGAGAGGCAUUGGAGUGCAUUUCAGCAAAUCCACUCCGAGAAACGCAAUAAGAUCGAUAGAGAAACGUUGAAUGACCUUGUGUACAUAAAUUACAAUCUCAAGUUAGCUAGACAUACAAGAACGAAAUCUAUAGAAGCCGAUCCGAUCCAAUUCGACGAUAUUGAUAUGACUUCAGAAUGGGUAGAGGAGAGUGAUAAUUCGAGCCCGAGUCAGUG